CUUCGUUUUAGAAGCCAUGGCUGCUCAGUGUCGAAGUUUCUUCGAUGAUGUCAAAAAAGAAUUAGAAUGUUGUGUUUGCCAAGAGCAAUUUGACGAGAACAACGAGCCUAGAAUACUCAAAUGUCUCCAUACUUUCUGUAAAUCAUGUCUGGAACGGUGGUUACGACAACAAGGUGGAAAGCAGUUGAGUUGUCCUACAUGCCGUCAAAUCACUGAAUGUCCCAACAACAACAUCAACAGCCUUCCAUCAAAUCUAUUUUACAAGCAAAUGGUGGGAAUCGUUGAGGCUUACAGCGGAAACAGGCAAAAAGAUUCGCCACAGUGUGGAAGCUGCGAUGAAAGAAAGCCACUUAAGUUUUACUGCUCGGAGUGUAAUUGCUUCCUCUGUGAAGAAUGCUCAAUGGCUCAUAAAAAAUUGAAAGUGUUUAGUGGCCACUACGUCAAAGAAAUUGGAAAUUUUGUGUCUAGCGACGCACAAGAUUACUUUCGGAAACUGAACGUUUGUAAAGAACACAAAGAUCAAGUUAGAUUUUACUGCAAUCAGUGUGUAACAUGCAUUUGUCGUGACUGCGCCAUCUUGGAACACCGAGAUCACAACUUUGUGUCCAUUGACAAAGGACUGGACAGGAAGAGAUCAGAAAUCGAGACAAAAAUGGGAAACGUUCUGGAAAAUGGCUCUAGACUACGAAAGAAAAAAGAAUUCUUAGAAGAACAACGGAUGAGAAUGAGCAAAAGCAUCGAAAAAGCGAAAGACGAAGUGCAUCGAGUCGCUAAACGCAACAUAGCGUUAAUUCGACAACACGAAUCAAGCGUGACGGAACAACUCAACAAGCAGAGAGAUGUUUUCGAAGCUGAAUUUUUAAAUGCUGUAUUCCGAAUGGACGAAAAACUUACUGAUAUAGGGAGCGGUUUGGAAUUUUGCAACAACGUUCUUCGACGAAAUAAUCUGCCGGAGAUCUUAAACGUGGAAGAAAUACUUGAGCAACGGUUUAAGGAACUUUCUAAGCCUUCUGAUGUAAACAUGGAGUUAAAUUAUUUUGAAGUCAAGUAUGUUCCAAACGAUUUUUCGUCAGUGAAAGAAUCACUAGGGAAGCUGUUUAAAACCAAAACGGUACCUUCCUUAUCAGAGGCAGAGGGUAAAGGGCUGACCGAAGGCUCUCAAGGUGAAAACUGUACUUUUACAGUGAUCGCGAAAGACUCACGUGGUAAUAGAACGUACAGUGAAAUAGAUGAGGUCAUUGUCGACAUUAAAUCGCCGAAGUCGGGAGCGGCCUUAAAGGUCAACAUAAGAGACUCGCAUGACGGCUGUUACGAAGUAACAUACAGACCCGAAACUACUGGAGAAUUCAACAUGUCCAUAACUAUUGCGGGUGAAGCCAUCAGAGGGAGUCCCUUUCGCAUAAAAGUGGAUAAAGGUAAACCAUUUUCUUAUGAGUCAGGUCAAAAAGUAAAAGAAUUCGUGCCAUCAGCUAUUGCAAAAUGGUGCAAUUCCUGUGGAGAGCAAAGACAAUACUGUCAUAUUUUUUGUGGCGAUUGCGGAAGAAGAUUGCAGAUACGUUAA
Molecule: messenger RNA, 1561 nt
Organism: Pocillopora verrucosa
Lineage: Eukaryota; Metazoa; Cnidaria; Anthozoa; Scleractinia; Pocilloporidae
Source: RefSeq, a predicted model, not a curated record